This is a messenger RNA of Astyanax mexicanus (Mexican tetra), 424 nucleotides long. RefSeq names its product T cell receptor alpha variable 20. The coding region runs from base 38 to 415 and encodes 125 amino acids. The transcript is spliced from 2 exons. The record is from RefSeq and is a predicted model, not a curated record. NCBI's taxonomy places the organism in Eukaryota, Metazoa, Chordata, Actinopteri, Characiformes, Acestrorhamphidae.
CUGGAGGUCUGAUCUCACUCUCACUCUCACAGCAAUCAUGCUGCUCUUCUUCUCAGUUUUCAUGCUCAUCUUCAGUAUCGGUAAAACUUCUGACAUAAUCAUACAGAACACAACCAGUGUAACUGUAAAUAAAGGCAGCAGCACCACACUGUCCUGUUCUUAUACAGGAUCUCCUUACAGUCUCCACUGGUAUCGGCAAAAGCCUGGAUCAAGACCAGAGUUUCUGAUUCUGAUUGAUGAAGCCAGUGAACACAUUAAUAAAGCUCAACCACCUGACCAUCGAUUCUUCAUCAAACUUCAUAAAAAGGAAAAGACAUGGGAUCUGGAGAUCUCCUCUACUGCAGUAUCAGACUCUGCUCUCUACUACUGCGCUCUGCAGCCCACAGUGACAGAAACCCAUCAAACACUGUACUAAAAGUGUUCU